AUGGGUAGUAAGGUAUCGGAAAUGAUUUCAGAUGCGAUUAUCAGGGACACAAGAAAGCCACAAUCCACAUUCAUUGCAUCUACAGAUACACCCACCUUUGGUACUCCGCCAUUACUGAACACCGCCACCAAGCACCAGGAAGUUAAAGAUGGAAGAGAUAGCAUUUACUACUCGCAAUCCGGCAAGUGUGCACGUGUCUUUAGGAAACCUAAAGUUGGAGAAACGGCCAAUACCAUGAUCUCUGAUCGAUUAGCUGACUCAGCGGUUUCCAAUAUGUGCCGAUCUGCUCCCAUCAAGGUUAUGCACGUGGAUGUCGAGGCAGCGCCUGGAUGUUACUUAAGAAAUAACAAAAGUGUGCCAUAUUUCACCCAAAGUGUGCCAAAUGUAAACACAACUGAUAUGAGGAGUGCAUUUGUUGAGAAUCCGAAUAAUUCCGCUUGUCCUAACCAGUUAUUAACUACGGGCUCGCCAUCAGCUAAUGCCCCCUGCACGUUAUCAAACACAACCACACUAUACCCCAGUAACACUGUCAAUUUUCAACACAGCAACGCAACGCAGACGGCACAACGUACCAGAGAUGGCAACUUUGGACGGUUCAAAAAUGUACAAUUUGACCUGUGCUCAGGAAACAUCACAGCUCCGGGAUCAACUCAUUGUGAGAUGGACAUUUGCCAACACUCGACUGAAUUGUAUUCGUUGUUGAGACGAAAAGAGCAGGAGCUUCAUGAACGCGAUGAGUGUAUUCGACGGUUAAAAAAGGUAAUCAGGGAUAAAACGCAAAUGCUUAACGAUCUAAUGGCAAAACAUUCCGAAAUGGAGAACAAAUUCGAGACGCAUAUCGAUCACAAUGUCCUAAUGAAACGAACCCAUGAUCGCGCGAUCCGUGAGCAGCGCACAAUAAUGUCAGACAUUGUUUCCUCAGAUAGCGGAGUAGCUCACAGCACACCAAGUAGCGGAGCAAAAAGCUGCCCCUAUUCUGAUGUGAACUUUGAUCCCUCGGAGACACUGAUCAGGCUAAAUCGUGACUUACCCUCUGAUCGCCAAGGCAUCGAGGGCCAACAUUCGGAUGUGGACAAGGAUGGACGGUACAGGAGCGGAAAUAAGUUCAGUCAACAGAGAAGGGCCAAACGGUAUGCUAUUUCCGGCGAAUCCACUAAAGAUCUACUUACCCCAUCCAGUCCAUCUGCAAAUCUGCCAAAAUUUGCAAAACCCGAGCGGUAA
Messenger RNA from Dicrocoelium dendriticum, 1221 nucleotides. The record is from the annotation of a GenBank genome assembly. NCBI's taxonomy places the organism in Eukaryota, Metazoa, Platyhelminthes, Trematoda, Plagiorchiida, Dicrocoeliidae.